Messenger RNA from Suillus subalutaceus, 1216 nucleotides. RefSeq lists its product as uncharacterized. The record is from RefSeq and is a predicted model, not a curated record. The coding region runs from base 296 to 1021 and encodes 241 amino acids. The transcript has 10 exons. Lineage: Eukaryota; Fungi; Basidiomycota; Agaricomycetes; Boletales; Suillaceae.
UAGGAAGUCCGGUCGCUACACUGCGGUCCGCAGCAGGCGCCGGGAUGAAAGACCCAAGCUUCCAACCAAGAGCUGAUCGACGAUCAUAAACCGUAUUACUGUGUUUAUUUGAACGGAUCCACGUUGUGACGACUAGAACAAUGUAUCCUUUUUUCAGAAUGCUCUCACGUCGCGGUAUACCACCCGAGUUUUUGGCGCCUGUCACAGCAGCACACAGCAGUACACUGCCCUGGCCCUUACAUCCUUUUAAAACCUCGAGAUCGUCACUCACCAGUAAACCAUAUACUCAGCAAAGAUGUGGACCUGGCUUACUCACGAGUCGAAUGCGCAACGCAAGUUCAUCGAGCUUAUCUUUGAUCGAACUGGAAAGUAUCCCAACUGGGACCCACCCUCGGAAAUUCCAGUUGGGUCAUUCGGAUUGAUCGACAAAGACACGGGCAAUUUUUUCCCCAAAGGAUCCAUCUACUCCAACGACUUCCAGCCGUAUCUCCUCAGUGCAGGUAUCGACCCCAAGUCCGACGAGCAUCAUCCCAAAGACUGUCCCGAAGAGUCUGAAUUCACUACUUGGUCGAAUCAGCACACAGGUGUGCCUGGGAUUGCCGAAGCUAGUAUCAAAGGAACAUGGCAGGUCAAAAAAGGAGCUACUGGCGCCGUCUCAAUGCAUCUCGUUACCAAGGUCUUUUAUUGUCCUGCCUUCUCCAUGUACCUAUCAGACAAAAGCGGAGAAAAUAUCAGCAUCGCUCUUCUAGCUUCCGCCCCCGUUGUAGCGCCCGUUGGCACUGCCGGUGCGAUGGCUGAGAUGAAAUGGUGGAGUGACACACAAGCUGGAUUGGCACGCAACGGGAUGCAAGACGGAGCAUUGCAUCGCCGCAAUAGGCGGGCGACACCAUCUCCCGAACGCACAGGCGAACAAUUAUGGGUUGCCCCUCCCGUUCCAUGGGCGCCUCUCGAUGAAGAUGGUCAAGAGGUGCCGGUGUACAUCAACGAAGAUACGGAUUCCAGUGACUCUGAGGAAGAGUGAGGACUCCAAGAACGUACUCCCAGUGAAUAAUCAUUGGCAGCAAUACCCAAACAACUCGCUUCCUAUAGUACAAAUAUUGAUGUGUUUGUGUUGGGAUUGAUGACGAGUUUGCAUUAUAUCUGUAACAUCAACAAGCAUUGUAACUCUCAUCCGGACUGUACAGAAUACCUUGGAAUACACAUGAUAUCAAAUGAA